Messenger RNA from Talaromyces atroroseus, 3054 nucleotides. RefSeq lists its product as hypothetical. The transcript has 5 exons. The record is from RefSeq and is a predicted model, not a curated record. Gene Ontology annotation, biological process: protein import into nucleus. Gene Ontology annotation, molecular function: small GTPase binding. Lineage: Eukaryota; Fungi; Ascomycota; Eurotiomycetes; Eurotiales; Trichocomaceae. The coding region runs from base 1 to 3054 and encodes 1017 amino acids. Gene Ontology annotation, cellular component: nuclear membrane; cytoplasm.
AUGGAUGCGGCGGGCCAAGCCGCAGCCCUGGACCACGCUCAAAGUCCCCAAGAACUCCUCCAGCAGGCACAGAAUCUGGUUGUGCAAUUGAACAGGCCACAUGGAAUCUCUCCCGGAGACUUGCAAUUGAUACAGGAAAGUCUACAGCAAAUCCAGCGGCUGCCGCAGGGAUGGGAGGUGGCUCGAGGACUCUUGGACAAUGCUGAUCCAGACACCAGGUUUUUCGGCGCGUUGACAUUUAUUGUGAAGAUAAAUCAGAGCUGGUCUGACCUUUCCGAUGAAUCAGUUCAACAACUGAAAGCCCAUCUUAUAAGCCGCUUUGUCGCCCUUGUUGACGCGCAAGAAAGGCCGCAUGUCAUCAGGAAACUUGCCUCUGUUUUGGUUGCUGUAUUCUUUAAUGACGAAUCAUGGUCUCGCCCUCUUCGAGACAUCGCAGCUUCCUUUCACAGCAAUGGCCGAGAAGCGUACUCUGGAAUCGACUUUGAGGGGACAGUAUUGCCGGCCCUAAAUGAGGUUCAGAUCACAGGAUUGCUUUCAUUUUCAGUCACGGUAGCCGAGGAAGCCGUGAAAAACAGCAGCUUGGUUCGAGAGAGCGGCGACCAUCCUGUGACAGACAGUAUAAGCGAUGCUUUCUGCUUAUGUGACUAUGUCCUGGGAGUCUUGCUAAACCAACUCUCAGUUGGUGGCGACAUAUCUGAUACAAAGGCUGGAUCUGAUGCAUUGGAUUCUUGUCGCGCAUGGCUCAAGGUCCGAACUUCUAUUUACUUUCGGAAUCGCUCCGAGUCAGAUCACAUGCAAAGCACAGUAGAUCGUCUCAUCCAGUGCAUCAGCAUCCCAACGCUCUCCCGUAAUGCAACAGAUGUCCUGUCGGAUAUGCUCAGGAAUGAAAACCGCCUAUUGAAACAACCACACCGCGAAUAUAUUCUGAGUUAUAUAGAGAGCGACCAGGGAGCCAAACUAGCACAGCGUCUGCAAGAGGGCGAUUAUGACGAUGACGCCAUGGCAUUCUGGGAACUCAUUGACGCAUAUACCUCCUCGAAAAAGGCGGAGCUUGUCAGCGGCAGCCUUGGCCCGAGUCAUGCAGUACUGUUAAGAUAUCUCGAUAUGCUAUUCCAAGGACCGGGUUACCCAGGAGUCGAUGACAUAAUAUCCCCUCGUCUCCUAGAAUGGUGGACUGAGACUGCAGACGAUUUGCAAGACGGUCUAGAGCAUGGACUUCAAGAGGCUCGUCAGAGCCUUGCAGGUGCUGUGGUCAAUGUUUACAGGCGCCUUAAAUGGCCUGCACACGAAGAAUUUGUCCAGUGGGACGCUGACGAAAGAAGCGAGUUCUCCAAUUUCAGGCGCGACACUGAAGAUUUCCUACUCUCCGUAUAUCCAACUCUGGGCACAGAACUGAUAGAGUUAUUCCGGCAAAAGGCUGUCUCUGCUUUGGAAAUGAGAGCCUGGGAUGAAUUUGAAUCCGCUUCCUUCUGCCUAGCCCAACUCUCCGAGGCAGUUGACGAUAACGACGAUGCUCUCGCCCACUUAAAUGCUAUAUUCAUUCUAAAUAGAUUCACGGAGAUCUGUUUAAACAGCGAUCAAUUACCCAUCAAGACCCGACAGACAUUGGUGGACAUGCUUGGGAAAUAUCAAAGCUACUUUGAACGGAACCCGAGUCUUCUGCCCCAAGUGCUCACAUUCUUGUUCUCGUCAUUGAAUGUUGGAUCGUGCACCAAUACAGCAUCACGAUCAAUUGGAUUCCUUAGCAAAUCAUGCCGACAAGCACUAGUUACUGAGCUUCCUGUAUUUCUAAAGAUCUGCAGCGAGUUCCAGCAAAGCAAAGCCGUGACUGUGCAGAGCUUAGAACGUGUUGUAGAAGGAAUUGCUGCCGUUGUUCAGGCUCUCCCAUCUGACGCGGCAAAAGCACCCUACAUAGAAGAGCUAUUAGGGCCAUUCUUCUCGCAGUCGGCAUCUGCACGAGAUGAUGCGCAAAGGGGGGAUCUCGAUUCCGCUCACUCUCGGGGUCAUCUAGCCCUCAAAUGCAUUGCAGGCAUUGGACGGGGACUUCGAAGCGAUACUGAACAGGUAAUUGAUCUUGAACGUGAGGGAACAUCUUCUGACGAUAAUUCAUUUUGGAGCGGACAUCCUAUCCAAGAACAACUGAGUCAAUGUCUAUUGGUUUACCUGAAUGGGUUCCCCCUAGACCACACAAUCAUCGAGGGUAUCUGCGAAGUACUAAAAGCCGGCUUCACGGAGACUACGGGUCCAUUCGUAUUCAGACCAGCAAUUAUAGCCCAUUUUCUCACAGCGAUUCCACUUGGAAGUGCUGGAGCCGCAGACGUGAUGAUGAGCACAGCAUCAUCGUUUCUCGCUUCCCACCAAAGAAACCCAGGAAAGGUCCACGAGGAAGCUGCACUCCUAUUCAUCCACGUAUACUGGGCAUUUUCAGUCAUGAUGCAAAACCCGGAAAACCACGACCCCGAAGUCUCGAAUAGCGGAAUUGCAUUCUUGACUCGCUCACUACCCAAGUACCACCAAAUCCUCUUCACAUUGACAUCAACUCCGCGGUCAUCGAACCGGCCCACGGAAGAAGCAGCACCGGUAUUACAGACGAUUCUUAAUUUCGUGAGCAGCGCACUUGGCGGCCGCGAACCACUACCGUUGCGCUCAGCGGCCCAGUUUUGGGUCAGCGUCCUCACACUGCCUAACGGGACGACAACAAAUCAUACAGUCACGAACGUGUCUCGUGCCAUCAUCCAUGAAUAUCUGCCGAGUCUCUGCCAUGUGCUAAUGACGCAGUUGAGCGGCUCCUGCGCAAGAUCGGACAUCAACCACCUUUGCGAAGUGCUCAAGAAAAUCGUGUUUAAGUUCCAGGGCGAAGCGCGUCCUUAUUUGACUGCUUCGCUAGCAUCGCUUUCCGGUCCAAAGGAGCAGAUUUCCUCACCUGGGGGCUUGUCAAAGGAUAAGGAGAGGUUUUUGGCAAUGGUGAUUGGGGCGAGAGGAGGAUCGGCCACGCAGGAGAUUGUUCGUUCUUAUUGGGUUAGCUGUCGUGGUGCGGGCUUUGCAUAUACUUGA